UACACCGUUUUACUUGCGUACGAUCCGAGUACGAGGUUUCGCAGCCGAAGUUAGCUCUCUCACUCGGCAGAUGCCGCAGCGACUGUGCGCGAGGCAGGAGCACCCGGCGGAGACCGAGUCCAUGCGGUGCAUGUCGGCGGAGCACGCCGACGCCGACGCCGACACGCGCAAGGAGUCCUACGAAGAGGCGAGCGAGACCGUGGAAGAGCUCGAGCGAGAAAUCGAGCACUUGAAAUCCAAGGUCGCCUCCUUGAGGUCCUGUUCUCCGACCGACCACCACCACCACCUCUCCGGACCCGGGUCCACCGACGUCGUCUUGGUCGCCGCCGAGGACGGCAACGGAGGCCCGUCGAUGCCGGUGCCGGCUCGCAGGGCCGUCCUGGCUAGCCGGUCCCCUGUAUUUAAAGCAAUGCUCGAGAAUGAGAUGGAAGAAAGCCGAAGCGGGACCAUUAAGAUAAGUGACAUGUCAUAUGAUGCCCUCCGGGCAUUUGUUGACUAUCUUUAUGCUGAAGCAGGGCUCGAUGAGCAAAUGGUUUGUGAGCUCCUAAUAUUGGCCGAAAAGUACCAGGUGGAGCACCUUAAAGCUUAUUGUGAGAAGUUCUUGGUAUCCAAAUUAAACUGGGACAACUCGAUAAAAAAUUAUGCCUUUGCGCACCAGCACAAGGCGAAGGUUCUUCUUGAGGCCUCCUUGUCCUUAAUCUUGGAUAACAUGGGUAAAUUCCCAAAACAUCCUAAAUAUCCAGAACUCGUUGAAUUGCGCCUUGCGAACGAGAUAUACAUAGCAUUUCUUGCAAAGUGGUUUAAUUGGUAACAACAAAUCAGUGGUUGAAUGUGUUUUCGAUUUUCUGUUCUCACCUGAUGGAAUAAUGAGUUUUAGAUGACUUUUUUUUUCUUUUUUUGGUCUGUUUAGAUGACUUUUAUGUUUGGUUUGUUGAUAGAUCUCAUUGCCUUUCUCUUAAUGAGGAUGCAAUUUGAAGAGUUUUCAGAUUC
Molecule: messenger RNA, 990 nt
Organism: Syzygium oleosum
Lineage: Eukaryota; Viridiplantae; Streptophyta; Magnoliopsida; Myrtales; Myrtaceae
Product: BTB/POZ domain-containing protein At4g08455-like
Exons: 2
Coding region: 71-811 (246 amino acids)
Biological process (GO): regulation of proteolysis; proteasome-mediated ubiquitin-dependent protein catabolic process
Cellular component (GO): cytoplasm
Molecular function (GO): ubiquitin protein ligase binding
Source: RefSeq, a predicted model, not a curated record